Pogonomyrmex barbatus (red harvester ant) is the source of this 2792-nucleotide messenger RNA. RefSeq names its product Organic anion transporting polypeptide 33Ea (gene Oatp33Ea). The record is from RefSeq and is a predicted model, not a curated record. Gene Ontology annotation, biological process: sodium-independent organic anion transport; transmembrane transport. Gene Ontology annotation, molecular function: protein binding. Gene Ontology annotation, cellular component: membrane; intracellular organelle. Lineage: Eukaryota; Metazoa; Arthropoda; Insecta; Hymenoptera; Formicidae.
AAUAAGCUCAGUUAUCCCGCGUUUAUUCGUGCUAACUAGAACGCCCGCAGCGCGUGGUGAUUUCCGAGCUACCCGGUAGACGAGACCCGAGGAUCGCGAUCCAGUAGGAAUCGCGGCCCGGAAGUCCCUCCUGCGUUUCACGAAUCUAAGGUCAAGGCUAUCGGAAGUAUGAGUAAAGACUGUGGAAUAUGUGGGAUUUAUCCCAGAUGGUUGCGAAAUCGAGCCACCCCAAGGAACUUCAUCGCGGUGUACGGUUUACUGGGCACCGUUCAGGCAAUGUCCUUUAUCUACAUUGUCGUCACCCUAACGACUCUGGAGAAGAGAUUCAAGAUACCUAGUCGUACAACUGGUAUAAUUCUUUCGGGUAACGAGAUCUCACAGAUCUUGUCCCUGAUCUUGACCUACUACGGAGGAUCUAGUCAUCGGCCAAGAUGGAUCGCGGUUGGGGUCGGCUUGAGCGCAUUGUCCUGUCUCGUUUUGGCUCUGCCCCAUUUCAUAUACGGUCCUGGAAAAGAUGCCUUGGCAUUGACGAAAGAAUAUCUGGAUCAGACCUUGCUGAACAUGACAACUGUUCCGAAGGACCUGGCGAUUUGUUCACGUACAGACCAGCCGGAACUCUGCGACACCGAAACUAUGUUAAGCAUUAGCUACCUCCCUCGACUGUUGGUUUUUAUAUCUCAAUUUAUCCUCGGUAUCGGAACUACUCUUUACUAUGGUUUAGGACAGACGUAUUUAGAUGAUAAUACGAAGAAGAAAAAUACGCCUAUGCUUUUAGGCUUUACGUUCGCUUUACGUACCGUGGGUCCGGCGAUCGGAUUUCUAUUAGGCUACGGCUGUCUAAGUUUGUACAUAGAUCCAAAACUCCAUCCUGUUAUUACGAACAAAGAUCCGCGAUGGUUAGGCGCAUGGUGGCUUGGAUGGAUCAUUCUUGGCGUUACGAUGGGCAUGUUCGCCGUUUUGAUCGCUAUGUUUCCACGCGAUCUUCCUACAUUGGAAGAUACUUCUAAACAGGAUGGUGAAAUACCUUUGAAGUUAGAUUUAGUGCUGCAGCAGAAGCCUCCGAUACAGAUGGAACCUGCUAAUCCAAUACAAUUGGAGACUGACAAUGAGUACAUACCGACGAUCCGUGAAUUUCCGAAAGCUGUGAAACGGUUGUUAACCAACUGGCUGUUGACCUGCAACAAUUUAAGCGGCGUGUUUUACAUACUUGGUGCUUCGGCCUAUAUUACGUUCUUGGCGAAAUAUCUUGAAGUCCAAUACAACACAUCCGCGGCUGGCGGUACCGUGAUAGCAGGUCCCAUAUCGCUAAUUGGUAUGGUAUCAGGAUUCUUAUUAUCAGGGUUAAUAAUUAGCAAAUUCAAACCGGGCCCUAGACCACUUCUCGCAUGGAAUGUAUUUGUCGGUAUUUGUUUUGUCCUGGGACAAAUAUUAUUCACAUUUCUUGGUUGCACAGACGUUGGAAUCCGCGGUGUAGAUUUAGAGACAAAACAAAUGAAUUUGACAGCUAAUUGCAACGCCGAUUGCAAUUGUGUAGAUGUCAAAUAUUCACCCGUCUGCCACGAAGCGUCGAAGACAACUUUCUUCUCGGCCUGCCACGCGGGCUGCCAAACAAUCCUGGACGACAAACAGUUUGGAAACUGCAGUUGUCUGCCGUUGAAUGAACCAAGCUAUAUCGAAGGCCACUUUGAUUAUUUCAGUUCCAGGAGGGCUUUCAUUCCGGAACAGCAGAUGUACCUGCUUGAUUCGCAAGCACUCCCGAUCUUCGAUAAGGUCAGAGCCGGUCCAUGUGCCAGUGACUGCAACCAAUCGUAUUUGCUCUUCAUGAUACUCACCUGCGUGAUCCAAACGUUGGGCUGUUCCGGGAGAAUUGGUAAUGUCCUGGUGAACUACAGGUGCGUCGAAAAGAGAGACAAGAGUUUCGCUCAGGGAAUCACGCUGAUGAUCCUCUCAUUGCUGGCUCUAAUCCCGGGACCAAUUAUCUAUGGGGCUAUCAUCGACUCGACUUGUUUGAUAUGGGAAGAAUCCUGUGGAACCAGAGGAAACUGCUGGUUUUAUCAUCGGGACAAUUUUCGAUACUUGGUGAACGUUUCGUCGGCCGGAUUUACCACAAUUGGAGUAUUAUUCGACGUGGCAGUUUGUUAUCUUGGCAAAGAUUUAGAUCUAUAUGGCGCCGCGGAAAGUGACAAGAGACGCGAGUUUGUGAAGGAAAGUGAAGUUACGACUGAUAAUGCAGACAAGAAGAAGGAAGUUAACGGGAAUUUAAAUCAGAGGAUAGAACACAGUCAUCUAUAACGUUCGCAGCAGCCUAAUAAUAGAAAAGUCCAAUAAAAUUUAUUAAAUUGUUUUAGGUACCUGAAAUUUUUUUGUGAUUGACCGCUGAACAUUUCGAUGUUUUGUAGAUAGUGUAAUGAUUUUAUUAGUGAUCAGAAUCAGUCGUGUAAAUAACGUUAAUAUAAUACAUCCUGAUUGUUGAACUUUCAGGCUUUUAGAUAUUCGAGACCAAAAAGUGAGAGUUAUCAUUAUUACAAUUUCGUUGUUGAACUUUUAUUUUUAAAUCAUGCUCAUGUUUCUUUGUAAAUAAAUUACGCUUAUUUUUUGUUAAUACGUUAUUUUUGUUAACGUUAUUAUCUUCAUGCUUUAUUGCAUUCUAUUCCACAUUGAAAAAAAUCUCUUCAUAUAUUUUAAAUUCUUAAAUUUUAUAUUUAUUUUAUUUAUAUUUAAUUUUGCUUAAUUAGCGAAAUUAACAAACUCUCUACACAAAAAAAUAUAAAUAUAAAAAAUUGCUUACAUUA